Molecule: messenger RNA, 3309 nt
Organism: Menidia menidia (Atlantic silverside)
Lineage: Eukaryota; Metazoa; Chordata; Actinopteri; Atheriniformes; Atherinopsidae
Source: the annotation of a GenBank genome assembly
GCACUUACGCACACACUCACCUUUAAACGACAGAAACGGGGCUCUCACAGCUUCCUGGCGGACCGUUGACGGUGCGUCAUCUUGUCGCGCGACCGAAGGGACCCCGUGAAGCUCGUGCACAUGACAUGUUCGGGUCAGUUUUGCAGUAUGCUCCAAAACGUAUCCGUUUCUAUCAGCUUUCGGCUGUUGUUGUUUCCCCGUUAUGACUGAGGACGACCAACCUAAAGUCUGGAGACAUACCUGGCUAAAUUGUUUUUCAUCUUUGUGGAGCGUUAAUGGCCUAAAUGAUUUCUAUGGAGACAAAACAUGAGAUCUGCAGCCCUUUUGUUCGUCGGCGCAACAGUUUGAGGAAAACGUGUGCAGAGAUAGUCAGUGAAGCCAGGCAGUCCCUGCGGGUUCAGUCCACCCAGAGACCAUUUACUCCAAGAGAUGGACACAGACAGCUUUUUGGGCGGAACUCUGUUCGAGCAAAUCGUGACAGCAGACCCCCAUCUACAUUUAGUCUCCAUACUCAAAAUUUUGAUGCUUCUGACUCCAGACCAGGCUCAGGAUCCCGCCUCUCGCCCCUGGAUCAUAAACCAAAAUUUCCAGUCACCUGUGAUUCUGAUAAUCCAUUCAAGUCCUUUCCCAAACCCCCCACUGACCCAUUGGAGGCGAGGAGGGGACUAUCAGGGUCCCGGGCACGCCUUCUUAAGGCAGGAUCUCUUAACAAGUUGCUGCCUUUAGAAUCAUAUACAGAAGUGAAAAAAAGAGGUCCUGGACAGCAGCAGCAGUCAGCUAGCCGUGUUUUCAGCAAAGACCACACCACAGUUCACAGUGGUCCUCUCAAAGCUGGCCCACGCAGAGCAGCGAGUGAAAGUAAAUUAGUGCAGCCUGGUGUUGACUCAGGAGCCAGAGCUACAGACUCUAGAGCAGAACAAAAAACAGAGCUGGGGUUCAAAGACAAUGACAGAUGCACAAAGGAGGAUUCAGAAUCAUUGGUGUUGAAUGAUAUGAUUGCUCCAUGUCUUCAUGAGCUGGAAAUGGUGGCUGCAGUCCCAGGCAGCUCCAAAGACUCAGUGGACCACCUGUGUGAGUUGUGUGACCGUCUCCACGCCACCUUGGCAGAGGCAAACAUGCUCGGUCGACACUGUAAGGGAAGGUCAGGGAUCCUGCGAGCACUGUUCCGCCUCAUCGACCUCAAGUCUGCCCAGCUCAACCUGCACAUCGCCAAGCUCUGCCUCGAUCUGUGUGUCAGUGGAAACAAUUUGCUCAACAUCUGUAAGCUCAUCUUCCAGAUCAGCCGCAGUGACAGCAACGACAUCCUUUUCGAGAACAACUCUGUGAUUGACUCAUUGCUUGGGGUAUUAAACAAUGAGGAAGUGAACACAUCAGGGGAAGCUCUGCUGUACUGUGUUGGUACUUUUAAAUUCAUCUCCGGAAACGCAGCUGUCCUCAAGCAGUUAUUGGACAAGAGUUUUAUUGGUGUGGCUCAGAAACUCAUUCAGAAGCUCUGCGUGGUAGAAGACACUAACUUUACUGUAGCAGGGCACAUCCUCGUCCAGCUGACAGCCACCCUGAGGAACCUGGCAGAUCAUCCUGAUUCUCGUCCACUUUUUGUUUCCUUGUCUAUACUGCCAGCACUCUGCUUGGUGCUGCACCAUCACUGUGAAGACCAGGAUAUCUGCACUAACAUUUCUAGAAUUUAUAGUAAGCUCUCCUCUUAUUCUGAGUGCCGUCUGGCUUUGGCUCAGACUCCGGACUGCUACCCGUUGUUUUUAGAACUGCUGAACAAACAUCACCAAAAACAGGACCUUGUUGUGCGUUUUCUCUUCACCCUGGGAAACCUCACCGCCAAAAGUGACGAGCCCCGGCAGCAGCUCUUCCAGUGCAGCAGCUGCGUGGACACGCUCCUCAGACUUUACAGCAGCUACCAGAGGAGAGACGUGCCGCCCUGUGGAGCCUCUGCUGCUCCUCCCAUCAGUGCGCAGGAGGCUGACGAUGUCCUGGUGAAACUGGUCAGGGUGCUAGCCAACAUGUGCAUCCACCCGACUGUCGGCCCAUCACUGGCAACGAACCCAACUUGCAUCCAGCUUCUGAUUGAGACCCUGGAGCUGCGGUGCGUGCAGGAGAGCGAGGAGCUGCUGGUGAAUGUGGCCGCCACCAUCAACAACCUGUCAUUCUACAACGCGGACAACUCCGAGAUCAAACACAAUCAGCUCGCCAUCGCAAAGUCAAUGUUGAAGUUGGUGCUAAGCAACAGUAUGGACGCCAUGUUAGAGGCCACCCGUGUCUAUGGAAACUUGUCACAGUACAAGGAUGUGAGAGACUUCAUAAUGCAAAACAAAGUGCAUCAGUUUGUGGUGACGCUGCUCGACUCAAAGAGCCCUGAGAUGUGUUUUUCAGCCUGCGGGGUCCUAACCAACCUGGCUUUGGACCCUCCCAACAGGAUCAGUCUUGCACUUGAGGGGGCUUUUGCAAAGCUGGUGGACUGCCUGAGAGAUUUCGGACCUGAAGACUGGCAGCUGGCGGGCCAGGCCUGUCAGGCUGUGUGGAACCUGACUGGUGGCGUAUCUGAGAAGCGCUUGGACACACAACAACAAGAGGCCCUGCUUGAGAUCCUGACCACAUACUUAGAAGAGGACGCUCCAAAGUGGAUGGAAAAUGAAGAUGCAAGGGGCUUCCACUUUGCAUGCUGGGAGUUGGAGUUCCUACCUGUUGCUCAGAAAUUGAAAAAGGCCCUUCAGUGUCCAGACCCGCUCACAGUUUAGAGUUUUGUGUUGUUUUGUCUAACUCUGCUUUAAACAUAUAAUGAAUUUAAUAAAUGCUUGAUGUGAAUUAUUUUCUAAAGGCAGCUUACUUCAGAUGACGAGGCAAGUUGGAGGUAUAAUAGAAGUGAUUUCGACAACGAGCCACAGUAAAGUGUUAAAACUUCUGCUCUGAUAAUCCUUCUAGUAUGUUCAGUAUGCUGCCGUCAUUAUUUUACAACCAUAUGACUGCAGACUACAGAGUCUAAAGCUGACAGCAGCAGCUGCCUUUCACAAGGGAUGAAGUUACAGACUUUUUAAAGUCAGCAGUUUGUGGAAAUGAAACAAAUCAUAAACAAAUGGUCUCAGGUUCAAGCUUGGUGAAUAUCACAUGUAAUAAUGCAGAACCUGUUAAAACAGGCUCAACUUUGUCAAAAGUACACUGUGUUGUAAAGUUAAUUCAGUAGUCUUAAAUGUGUGACCUAGAAUUCACCUCAGACGUAAUUCUUUUACUGUCUCCAUGACAUUGGAGCCUGUGUGUAAUAAAGCGAAACGGAAGAAAAGCUCAGAAACAUUUUUAUUU